AUGUCAUGUCAGUACCCAUGUCAGUACCCAUGUCAGUACUCAUGUCAGUACCUAUGUCAGUACCCAUGUCAUGUCAGUACCCAUGUCAUGUCAGUACCCAUGUCAGUACCCAUGUCAGUACCCAUGUCAGUACCCAUGUCAGUACCCAUGUCAUGUCAGUACCCAUGUCAGUACCCAUGUCAGUACCCAUGUCAGUACCCAUGCCAUGUCAGUACCAUGUCAUGUCAGUACACAUGUCAUUACACAUGUCAGUACCAUGUCAUGUCAGUACACAUGUCAGUACCCAUGUCAGUACCCAUGUCAGUACCCAUGUCAGUACCCAUGUCAGUACCCAUGUCGGUACCCAUGUCAGUACCCAUGUUAGUACUCAUGUCAGUACCUAUGUCAGUACCCAUGUCAUGUCAGUACCCAUGUCAUGUCAGUACCCAUGUCGGUACCCAUGUCAGUAUCAUGACAGUACCCCUGACAGUACCUAUGUCAGUACCCAUGUCGGUACCCAUGUCAGUACACAUGUCAGUACCCAUGUCAGUACCCAUGUCAGUACCCAUGUCAGUACCCAUGUCGGUACCCAUGUCAGUACUCAUGUCAGUACCCAUGUCAUGUCAGUACCCAUGUCAUGUCAGUACCCAUGUCAGUACCCAUGUCAUGUCAGUACCCAUGUCGGUACCCAUGUCGGUACCCAUGUCAGUAUCAUGA
This is a messenger RNA of Physella acuta, 696 nucleotides long. RefSeq names its product BCL-6 corepressor-like protein 1. NCBI's taxonomy places the organism in Eukaryota, Metazoa, Mollusca, Gastropoda, Physidae. The record is from RefSeq and is a predicted model, not a curated record.